UUAUCACAGCUAGAAAUCAGCAAAAAAAAAAGAAAAAAACCCUACAAAAUGCCCGACGACACAUCAACAUCGGCAAUCCCACCCACGACAACAACAUCCGGAGGAUCGAUUACGACAAAAGCUGUGGAAACAACAAUCAAAACAGAAGACUCAACGCCCUCCCCAACAAACCCCACUCCGCCAGACAAACCGAAGACCGCAGAGGAGAGAGUUGCCAAAUUUUUCACUAAAACCGUUGUUACGCUACUGAUACUCGGCUAUCUCACGGGAGUGGGCAUGGCAAUGGUGUGGCAAUUAUACGAAACGGGCCGCUUUCGACUACCAAGCGGUCUUUGGUUGAAGUUGAAUAUAAUCGUUUUAGUAUUUCUCUUUCUCUGCUACAGUCGCAAUGUGCGCUGCAUCGUAACCUUGUGCAUACCCAUAAUGUGCAGCUCGAAAGGACGUUCUCUGCUGAUUACAUUCGCUUUCAUUUUGGUCGCAACGGGUCCGACGUGGAAUAUUUUACGUAAUGUAGACGUUCUCACAAGCAGUCUCUCUUGUGGCCAGACGCAACUCAAGCACGCGCUCGAGGAAAUGUUGGAGGUGAUGAAGGAGCCGCUGGUCGCCAUCAAGAGAGCCGUGCAGACGGCUAUGAGUAAUAUAAAAAAAGUUAUGAAGCAAGUUGAAUUGCUGUUGUAUCGCAUUAAAGAGCUGGUGUUGGUGGUUUUGAGCGGCAUAAAGGUUAUGAUGGAAUGGCUCAAUAGCAUUGUGAAGUUUUGCAAUAAAGAAUAUGGCACACCCUUCGAUCGCUGUAUGAAAAUUGCCGAUGAUGCAAUGAAGGAUUGCAGAGAAAAGUUAGGCUACUUCCAGGGUCUCUGCCACGCCACUCACCUAUUCUCAAUGCUCUGUUACACCGUUAAAGUGAUAGACUUAGUUUGUGUGAUGGUGGUGUUCUUCGACGACAGCGUGUUGGGCACCAUUAUGGAGAAAUUAAAGGAAUUCACAGAGGGGAUAAAAAAUAUGUUUGAUGCAUCCGUCACAUUCGAUCAUGACUUUACCUUCUCAACAGUGGCGUCGAAGAAUCUCACAGAUGUCGGACGUGAUAUAAUGGAUGAGAUACAUUUGCGUAUGAGGGGCUUCUUUCUCAUAUUCGGUUGGCUAGAUGUGGUUGGUGGUUUUCUGUGCAUUUGGGUGAUAAUCAAAGCUCUCUACUUCAAAAUGAAAUAUUUACGCCAACCAGGCUAUGAUAAUCGUUAUCUGACUAAGGACUUUUUGGAGAUCGAUGAGCAGAGGAAACUGACGGAAGAAGAACGUGCAUUGCCCUUGAAGAAAAUGGAAAAGCGAAAAUAUAUCUGGAUCACAAGUUGUCGUCUGACGCGACGCGAGGUCUUCAGAUUGAUGCGUUCCAUGUUGUUUUUGUUCAUAACCACCGUACAGAUUUUCUGUAUCUGCUUUGCAGAUUACUCUUUCUACUGGGUUCUGGCGAUGAUCACCUAUUAUGGCAGUCAGACGGCGAAUAUUGAAGUUGAUCCCUACAUUGCGGUGGAUGUGGAAGGUGAUGGUUAUGUUUCGGAUAUGUUACGCGGCAUCGUUGAUGCUUUUGAACCGUUCAGUCAAAAGUAUAGCAUCGAUGCUACGCCCUGCCUGCCCAGACCUCGACGUCCUAAUUUCCGGCGUUAUCUGGAAAUUGGCGGCUGUUGCUUGUUAGCUUGGAUAUUUUUGUUUUGUGAGCCAUACGGUUUGCGUCUGCGUCACAUUGUCAUGCGUCUAUAUUAUCCGGCUGAGGCGCGUCAACGCGCUGCUUGGCUUUACAAUGAGAUACUAAUGAAGCGCAUGACGUUUCUCAAGCUAUUGCGUCGUAAGGCGCGUGCCAAAUUUAAACACGAUCCCAGAGCAGAUCCGUAUACGUUUUUGGAUUGGCUGCGUGCGAAGACUGCGGGUUGCUUUCUUUGUCGCUUCAUACUAGGACAUCGCAAAGGUGAUACUUGUCUGCUGUGCGGAUUUCCUCUGAAAGGGGAUAGAGUGGAAUGCUCAACGCCCGGCUGCAAAGCGGUCUACUGUCAAAGCUGCUUUGAUGAGUCCAAUAAAAUAUGUUGCAUUUGCAAGAAGCCCGUGGAAUACGGCGAUGAAAGCGAUAUCUCGGAAGAAAUAGAUUCCUCAGAUGAUCCGAACGCUGUACGUGAGCCGCACGAAAGCGAUAUAUAUUGCAUGGUACCCUAAUUGGUGCGCACGGCGGACAACGAAAGAGAGCGACGCGUAGAAGAGUAGAACGCAAUUUUCACGUAUUGAAGUUUUAAAUAAAUUCCAUUUAUAUUCGCUGAAAA
Molecule: messenger RNA, 2303 nt
Organism: Ceratitis capitata (Mediterranean fruit fly)
Lineage: Eukaryota; Metazoa; Arthropoda; Insecta; Diptera; Tephritidae
Product: DC-STAMP domain-containing protein 2
Exons: 12
Cellular component (GO): membrane
Source: RefSeq, a predicted model, not a curated record